Messenger RNA from Arabis nemorensis, 630 nucleotides. NCBI's taxonomy places the organism in Eukaryota, Viridiplantae, Streptophyta, Magnoliopsida, Brassicales, Brassicaceae. The record is from the annotation of a GenBank genome assembly.
AUGGGUGAUUCGGAAGGUUGUGGUGGAUACGAUUACUUGUUUGGCGAAGCUGAUGCAAUCACCAAAAAAAUCGAAGAAUAUCACAGAAAUUGUGGUAGAAUCGAUGAUUCUCCAGUACCUGUAGUAUCAUGGGAGCGUUCGUCCGAAUCAUGCAGAAAUCGUAGUAGAAUCGAUGAUUCUCCUGAACCCGUAGUACCAUGCGAGCGUUCGUCAGAAUCAUACAUUUCUCCUAUGAUCAAAUACCAACUUCAAAACCAACCGACCAUGUCUCUACCUUUUAAUUCCAUUUCAUCAGAGCAUUAUUCAUCACAAGACAUUUCUCAUAUGAUUUAUUAUCAUGAGUAUCAAAACCGGCCUACCAUGUGUAGCACUCGUCAUGAGUGUCAAAACCAACCUACCAUGUGUAACAUUCGCCAAAUAUCAUUUUGGAAACGUUUGAUAUCGAUUCUAGUACCGUGGGUGAUGCGAUUUUUUGUACCAAGAAGACCGAGGUCAAGACCAAUACUCGUCCCAGUGGCCGCUAACCCGCCUCUUCGUUCAACUUCAGGGGGUUAUGAGCCAAGACCAGCUCAUUCUUCAACUCCGGAGACCAUAACAUGUACUAUUACGGUUCUCUCUAAGAAUAUAUAA